CGAAACACCACCAGCCCGUAUCGCGUUCCAUCUGCCCACCAUGCCCACCAAGACCCGUCCGAUCGAGAAGUUUGCCACGGCCGUAGGGAAAUGCUCAGCGGAGGGAGCCGUAUAUGGAAAAUGCAUCGUCGCGGACUACAAAAACGUCACAAAAGACAAGUGCCUUACCGAGUUCUUGAAACUUAAAGAUUGCUAUCUAGCCGCAUACAAGACACGGUGAUGGUUCAUCCUAAUGGACCAUCUGAACCAAAGAUGCCCAUGCCGUAGAGGGUGGCUGUAUGGCUCACUGCCGCCUGUAAUAGACUGGGAGAGCCUAAUCAUGCCUAGCCUGCGUUUGACUGUCAUAACUUUGAUGGCCUACGCAACAGGUGAAGCUGAGCUCCAUUGUAGAGCUACCAAAGCCACUUGUCCCUCUGAUCACUGUACAUUAGACCAUGUACAUAAGUACUUGUAUCACAAAUUUGGUUGUAAACAGUUCAAAUGCCAUACUUCAUUGGUCUAGCAUCAUAGCUUUGGACGCUCUAUCAUCAGGUAUUCUAUCAAC
Mytilinidion resinicola is the source of this 544-nucleotide messenger RNA. RefSeq lists its product as uncharacterized. Gene Ontology annotation, biological process: mitochondrial respiratory chain complex I assembly. The transcript is spliced from 3 exons. The record is from RefSeq and is a predicted model, not a curated record. Bases 41 to 220 code for a protein of 59 amino acids. Lineage: Eukaryota; Fungi; Ascomycota; Dothideomycetes; Mytilinidiales; Mytilinidiaceae. Gene Ontology annotation, cellular component: mitochondrion.